AUGCCCAAUUACCUCGUGCGACUUGUGCAGAUGCACGAGAGUUUUCGCCAAGCGGAACUCCAGGCCCUCGCAGAUGUUGCUGAAGUGUCUAUAGAAUUCGUGAAAUACGAAGAAGAGUCUCCUUUCUGCAUUGUCCGUCUGCCUUCGGAUGCAGCUGCAAAAACAGUAAUCUCGCGGAGUCUGCUGUCACAAGGUAUUUACGAACUUUGGGGACAAGGCGCAACAUAUGAUGCCCUACACGAGUCUGUGAAGGAUAUCUCCAGUGCCAAAUGGGUGCAGUACGAAUCAGCCCCCUUCCGCUUCACUCUAGAUUGUUUUCGCGGAACGCGGGACAACGCGCAACAACGCGACAUUAUUGAAUCAUUCUCCUAUAUGGGCUUCAAAGGACCAAUCCGGAUGCGGGACGCCGAAGCAUCUUUCAAAGUGUUUGAGGAGUACGAGGAAAAGGCAACAGGGCCCAAGUAUGCGUACCUUGGCCGUUUCGUGGCUGCAUCUGGCCGUGAUGCAAAGACGACAUACGACCUGAAGAAGAGACACUAUAUCAGUACCACUUCCAUGGACGCCGAGCUCGCGCUUGUAACAGCCAACAUGGCGCUUGCGGCUCCAGGCAAGUUGUUCUACGAUCCGUUUAUGGGAACAGGCGGCUUUCCCAUCGCAUGCGCUCAUUUUGGAGCGAUGGUCUGCGGCAGCGAUAUCGACGGCCGUAGUAUUCGCGGAACGGGCGGUAGUGCGAGGAAAGGCCAAACCGGCAAGUUUGACGUUCAAGGCAAUUUCAAACAGUACGGUCUAGAGUCGAGGUACCUCGGAGCCUUCGUGUCCGAUCUCACAAACACGCCUUUCAGAUUGUUGCAACACAGCAACUCUGCAAGCAGAGGUGGAUACUUGGACGGCAUUGUUUGCGACCCGCCUUAUGGCAUCCGGGAAGGUCUCAAAGUUCUGGGUUCGCGCGAUAUACUCAACGAGCAAGAACGCGCAACGCAUGGAAACCGUUACAAGGACCCGGGAUAUAUCCCUCCAAAGAAGCCUUAUUCAUUCACCGCGAUCCAAGAUGAUAUCCUGGCGUUCGCAGUUUCAACAUUAGUGGAGAAUGGGAGGCUCAGCAUGUGGAUGCCCACAGCCAAUGACGAGGACGUGGAACUGAUCAUCCCCACGCAUCCAUGCCUGGAGAUAGUGUCGGUAUGCGUGCAGACCUUCAACAAAUGGUCGAGAAGACUCUUGACAUAUCGAAGGCGGGCUGAAUCUGAAGUACCCGAGGGCGCGCUGGAAACGGUCAAGAAGGAAUACGAGAAGGGCGUCAAAGCAGAUGAGUUGAAUAACUUUCGGAAGAAGUACUUCGAAGGGUUCAAGGAGUUUGAGAGACUCCGACAAGAGCCAAGUGCGGAGGACGCGAACCACAAAGCAGACAGAAGCAAGGGAGUCAGUGGGCCGUGGAGAGAAAAGAGUGGGGCGAACUAG
This is a messenger RNA of Paraphaeosphaeria sporulosa, 1455 nucleotides long. RefSeq names its product tRNA guanosine-2'-O-methyltransferase. Lineage: Eukaryota; Fungi; Ascomycota; Dothideomycetes; Pleosporales; Didymosphaeriaceae. Gene Ontology annotation, biological process: methylation. The transcript is spliced from 2 exons. The coding region runs from base 1 to 1455 and encodes 484 amino acids. Gene Ontology annotation, cellular component: cytoplasm. The record is from RefSeq and is a predicted model, not a curated record. Gene Ontology annotation, molecular function: nucleic acid binding.